This is a messenger RNA of Humulus lupulus (European hop), 1523 nucleotides long. RefSeq lists its product as uncharacterized. Bases 347 to 937 code for a protein of 196 amino acids. The transcript is spliced from 2 exons. The record is from RefSeq and is a predicted model, not a curated record. NCBI's taxonomy places the organism in Eukaryota, Viridiplantae, Streptophyta, Magnoliopsida, Rosales, Cannabaceae.
UAGUAGACAACACCUUGUCUUUUAGGUCGGCCUUCUUUGAGGAGUAUGAGACCAACCUUAGGUCGUGGCCCUCCCUUCUCGAGGGUAUAGUUUCCCCAGGACUUAGACAAUACGUAGAUGAGUCUAGUCUUGAGGUAGAGCCUGACCCGGAACCUCCCCUAAUCCAAGAAGUGGUUGACUUAGACUCUCCUUCCCCUAUAGCAGUUUCGAGGCCGUAGGUCAUGGAAAUAGACUCCUCCUCUAGCUCGGAGGGUCGGAUUUUUGUUACUUUGUAUGUAUUUUCUUGGUAAAUUGAUGAACGUAUAUGCAUACUUAGCGCAUUUCCAAUUCUUUUUCAGGUGAGGAGAUGGCACAGCGAGGGGAACCUGACAUCCGCUCUAUGUUCCAGGAAGGGAGAUCUAGUGAGGGUCCCCUUGUCAAGAAAAUUCAGCCCACUUCAAAGAAAACACCCCCCUCGGCCGUGACUGCUUCCAAAUCCCUAGCUAAGGGGAAAGGCUCGGGAUCUCUGCACGCCGCAACCCCGAAGAAGAGGGGUCCGGCUGCACCUCCUCCUCGCUUUCCCCCGACUCCUGCUCGGGACCAGGUAGCAUCAGUUGGUCCUGCAGCUCCAGUAGUCCCUGUCGCCACUGUUCACAUCCCCGUCAACGCCCAGGAUCCGAAGCAAAUUCCAUACACUUUUCAGGGGACCAUCUACGAGACGGUGAACUACGCGGUGGAGCAUUUCUAUAAGGCCAAGCCCAACGACCUGAGGGCGAUCGAGGAGAGGAGCUCGGAGAACGUCAUGGAAUCUGCCCUAGGGAUGAACCUCACAGCGGUCUUGGCUCAACAUCGCAACAUAUCUCGGGCCAGGGCCAGGAAUGAUGAACUCAAGGUCGAGCUCCAGACUGCUCAGGCCGCCCUGACUGCAGCCCAAGCUGCUCUCGCCGCCUCUCAAUAGAGCAAACAAAGUGCCAAGGCUGCUUUGGUGGCGGCCCAAGCGGGUGAAUAGGCGGCAAAGGCUGCCUUAACCACGACUCAAGAAGGCGAUCAGGCGGCAAAGGCUGCCUCGGCAGCCCUUUAGGCCGAGCUUGAGGGAGCCAAGGCCAAACAACUGAAGUUCGAGGUGGCUAUUCAGGAGGGGAAGAAGGCAUCGAAAUCCUCCAUGGAGAGCAUGCUGUAACACUGCUGGGCCUUCAAUCAGGACGACAACUUCUCCUUCAUGGCCUUCGAAGUGUGGGGGCACUACCUCGAGAAGUUCAAGGCUCGGCUACAACAAGAGCUGCAGUCUGAGACCGGGGAGGCCUCUGUCGCUGGCGAGCAGGAGAUCGAGGAGGUGACGUCCUCAGAGCGGCCUGGAGGGUCUUAGAUUUUAUUUGCCCUUUUUUAUGUUGUAUAUUUUUCUUUUGUGAACGUUAAGCACGAGGUUACUCUCCUCGAGACAAUUUCUAUAUAUUAUUUUCAGUUAUCUAAGUUUUAUUUAUUCCUUGAUCUCUUUCUCAUGCCUUAUGAUGUGCACGUUUAAAGCCUUAGGAAAUGACCCUUAG